This is a messenger RNA of Prosopis cineraria, 372 nucleotides long. RefSeq names its product protein GL2-INTERACTING REPRESSOR 2. Lineage: Eukaryota; Viridiplantae; Streptophyta; Magnoliopsida; Fabales; Fabaceae. The transcript has a single exon. The coding region runs from base 1 to 372 and encodes 123 amino acids. The record is from RefSeq and is a predicted model, not a curated record.
AUGCAUCCAGGUUUUGGAAGAUUGCAGCUGGAGGCCGGUGGGACGAAUUCAGAGAAAAUGUUGAGCCGUAAAAGAGAAAGUAGUCCGAGGCUGGAUCUGAGGCUGAACCUGUCGCCGGUAAACUCAUCAUCGGAGUUUCAGGCGUCGUCAAACAACUCGUCGGAGAAGACGGAGGAGGGGUCAUCGGGCGUGUCAUGGGAGGCAGGAGAUGAGGGGGUGGAGACAAGGACCAUGGUGCUGGCAGGUUGUGGUCGGUGCCUCAUGUAUGUGUUGUUAUCAGAAGCAGAUCCUAAAUGCCCCAAGUGCAAGAGCACUGUCUUGCUUGACAUCGUCACCCACCAUACCUCCACCUCCACCACCACCAAAACCUAA